AUGCUCAAUCGGCGGCGUGCAGCAGCGGCAACCGCCAUCUCUGAAUCUGCCCUCGUGGAGGAGCGUCUUGCUGCAUUUGCACCCCAUCACCUGCCCGCGCUUCUUACAGGACUGGAUGCGGAUGAGGUGCAGGACGUUAUUCCCGGGGAUUUUUCUCUCACGGAGCGUUCCACUCGCCAAAAGGUAAAGUCAACGCAGGUUAUUCUUUUUCUUUGCUUGAAUAUCGGCAGUGAUCCACCGGAUUACCCACGAAUCGAACCGUGCGCGCGACUGGAGUGCUGGAUUGACCCCCACGUGGCGCAGAUUUCCCGUUUUGCUUUAGAAGGUGGUAGUGACUCUAUCGCUGAGAUCCUGGAACGUCAGUACCGCUCCCAACAACGAGAUGCCGUCUUUAAAAGGGCGGUGGAUGCACACUUGGAAGAGGCCAAGCAUCUCAUGAUGUCGUCCCGCAGAAAGGCUGACAAGGGUAGGGUGCUUUUGCAUUACAAUGGUCAUGGGAUGCCCCGAGCGACGGAAUAUGGUGAGAUUUGGUUUUUUGACAAAAAUCGAACGCACUACGUACCCAUUAACAUCGUUGAAAUGUCACAACUUCUUGAUUCGCCAACACUAUACGUUUUAGACUGCAAUUCUGCGGGUUCCAUCUUGCAACACUGGUACAAGGAGCGUCUUCAUCAGACAAGACCCCAGGAUAUGUUUUUUUGCGCAUGUAGUGCUGGAAGCUUUCUGCCGCUGAAUCCGCAACUUCCUGCGGACGUGUUGACUGCAUGUCUCACAACACCGCUGCGAAUGGCACUGGAGUGGUAUGUCAAUUUUUCUCAUCGCAAACAUUUAUUACCACAUGUGACGGCUGAAAUGAUAAAUAACAUUCCAGGAGAACUUUCAGAAAGGAAAUCACCUCUGGGGGAGCUUAAUUGGAUUCUUAUUGCCGUGACUGACACCAUUGCGUGGUGUAUGACUCCUCCGUCACAAUUUCAUCAACUUUUUAGACAGGACACGAUGACCAAGGCGUUAUUUCGUAACUUUUUAUUGGCUGACCGUUUAUUGCGUGAAGUGGGAUGCGUUCCUGUGGCACAUCCGCCCAUAGCAGAACAAGCUCAUUUGCAUCAUUUGUGGGACCUUUGGGACUACACAUUGGAGAGGGUCAUUUCCCAAUUGCCAGAUCUUCUUACCCCAGAGCUAACAGUGAAUCCAAACUACACAUACAAACCCUCUACUUUUUUUAUGGAUCAGUUAAUGGCAUUUGAAGUAUGGGUGGAAUCUGGAGACUUGAGAGAACAACCUGAAGAACUUCCAAGCGUCCUUUUGGCACUUACACAGAUUUCAUAUCGUGUGCCCGCAUUAAUACUGUUGGUGAGGUACCUGGAUUCCGGUGUGAGUGCUGGAAGGCGUGCGAUUCAUUGUGGCAUCUUACCGUACGCCAGCAAGCUUCUUGUUCAGACACCAGAGGUAUUUUUAAUUGUGAGUGUUCUUUGGAUGCAGUUGAUAAGGGCAUCUAUAAAUCAAGGCACGGAAGAACUUUUUAAAUCACGUCUAGAGAAGUAUUUUAUUCGUGUUUUGCAAUUGGAUGAAAAGAAGACAAAUGUGGUUCCCGUAGAAGAUGGCCGCACGGGGGCCUCCGUUGUAAAUGGCAGUAACUUUUUUCAAACCGGUGGCUCAACGGCGUCAUUUGUAGAAUUAGGUGACGGUGUGGUGGGUUCUGCGGCCACGCCAAACGGAGACACAAAACAUUACCUCAUGAAGGAUCUGGAUCUACACCGAUGCAAGGCCAUGGCAUGCUACGUUCUCUGUCAAUUGAUGAAACGCGGAGGUGAGCAUCAAUAUUUGGCGUGUUGGAAUAAUCAAUUAUUAAACGCUGCUUUUUUUCUUUUGGUCUCACCGAAUGCCGAGGUCCGGUCAUGGUCCUGCUUGGUGCUUGCACAGCUGUUUUUAGGCUUGCGCCAUGCUAAGGAUUUUGCCGCAAUGGAAUGCACCUCGCGUCUAGAUCUUUUUACUUCUCUGCUGCAGGACAAGUCCCCCAUUGUACGCAGCUCUUGCGUGACUCUGCUAGCGUCGUUGGUGGGGUUCCGUGUCGACGAACUUCCUGUUGAGCGGCAGGUUCGCCGUGUGCAGAUGGAAAAAUCACUUCUUAUUAAACUAAGAGGCUUUAUUUUUGACGCGAGCAUGAGUGUGCGGGAAGAGCUGAUAUUUUUUGAUUCUCAAUUGCUUUUUCACUAUGGGAGUCUGGUGCCUUCCUUGCAAUGCAGUACCAAUCCGAACCGAUACAUGGAUUACAUUCAGGAGGUUGGUAGAAAUUCUCCAGGGUGGAUGGUGGAUGAACCCGAUGUGCAGAUCACGUCACAGUUAAGUUCAUCGCGUCCCACAAACAAUAGUCGUUUUGACAACACCGUGAUGUUCACGACUGGAUUUCUCUCACGAGAUGACCUUUCCCCCUCUGCUGAAAGGUUCUGCCUGGACGCAAUCGAGCCUAAGGUGCUCAAGCUACUCCGGGAGAUGGUCCAUGACGCGGCUUUGAUGUUAUUCGCACUUUACCAUACAUGCGAUGCAAGUAAAGUUGUGGCGGCCAUAAAUGUUUUUAAGAACCAAAAUUUACCCCAAUCUCAUCGUUUUGCAAAUGAGGCCCUUCGAAGCAUGUCUCGUGUUGUAUCUACCGAUUCCUCAUGCUUUCUAUCUGAGGCCGAUCGAGCACGUUCAACAAGGAAUGCGGAUAGUAUGCGACAGUUGGUUCUAGAGAUGCAGGACAGAAGGCUGGAACCAAUGUAUAGUUCUAAUAAGAACAAAUCCUCAAAGGCGGAGGAUAAUGGGACUGGUGUGUGGAAUAAUGGUCUCUCGACAUCAGCCUUUACGCGUUAUCAAGUGCUGUCAAGCUUGCUUCCUGGCGAUCAAAUCAUUUCUACAGCCUUCCGUGCCUUGGAACCCACAAUGGUUUUGGCUACAAAGAAUAGACACAUUUACCACACUUCAUAUGAGACAUAUAGUACUCAAACACAUGUUCAUGGGUUCUCCGUUCGUCUUUUUGCCCCGUUACAUGAUGUAUUGGUUGUAAAUGACUUAUCUGAGCAGGCUGGACUGUUACUUGUGACUAAAGAUGGGGGUUUUAGUCUUUUAAGAGGAUGUUGGAAGGAGGGACAGGGAAUGCCAACGGAGGUUGCUACAUUUUCUGCAUGUUCUCCAAGGGGACAUAUAGAUAUUAAGUCUGUCUAUAGAUCCUACAAUGCAAAUCUCCUGUACGGGGGACCGAUUGGGAGUAAUGGUGGUACCGAGAUUCAUGUGCUUUCCCUGGAUGAGGAACAAGUCAUUCAGCGGCUAAGGGUUUCUGGUGAUCCUACCCUUACAUCAUUGACAGCACAUACAACAACACGUGCAAUAUUUGCUGGGUGUUCGGAUGGAGCGGUGCGUUACUACGAUGAUCGUCAGAAGCAGGGUUUUCUUGGCGUUAUAGGGAUGCUGAAUUGUAAGGGAGCUUCAUCUUCGGUCAACUCUUCCUUUUCUUCCUCUGUUGAAGCUGUUGUUGGUGUUGGUCCCGUUGAGGUGGGAACCGGCGCACUGACGUUUGCCACGGCAACUCGUAGUGCCGUGCGUCUCUACGACAGUCGCAAAUUCACAGAGCCUUCACUCGAGGUUGAUAUUUUUUCGUUUUGUGGCGGUCAUGGAGGGUGGCCCUCUGUAAGUAGAUCUCCUUCUAUUGUGGCUUUUGCGACGGGUGUGCAUACCGGGUUGUUGGGAGCGCUUCUUUCCGAUGGCAGCUACCUUGCCCUGAAUGCGCGGGGACGGAUACUGUUGGAGAAACCACUCAAAGUUUCAAACACGCAGGGGUCGCUUUUGCCAGGAAGUUUUGUGGUGCAUCCGUUGCGACCCUUCAUGUCGGUGGGAGGGGAGAUAUUUUACAUGCAGUGA
Messenger RNA from Trypanosoma cruzi, 3894 nucleotides. RefSeq lists its product as uncharacterized. Gene Ontology annotation, biological process: positive regulation of cell growth; TOR signaling; regulation of autophagy. The transcript has a single exon. The coding region runs from base 1 to 3894 and encodes 1297 amino acids. The record is from RefSeq and is a predicted model, not a curated record. Lineage: Eukaryota; Euglenozoa; Kinetoplastea; Trypanosomatida; Trypanosomatidae. Gene Ontology annotation, molecular function: protein binding; protein-macromolecule adaptor activity. Gene Ontology annotation, cellular component: TORC1 complex; cytoplasm.